This is a messenger RNA of Cinclus cinclus, 927 nucleotides long. It is a transcript of the gene CAMKMT, whose product is annotated as calmodulin-lysine N-methyltransferase. The transcript has 11 exons. NCBI's taxonomy places the organism in Eukaryota, Metazoa, Chordata, Aves, Passeriformes, Cinclidae. Gene Ontology annotation, molecular function: calmodulin-lysine N-methyltransferase activity. Bases 1 to 927 code for a protein of 308 amino acids. Gene Ontology annotation, cellular component: cytoplasm. The record is from RefSeq and is a predicted model, not a curated record.
AUGGCCGAGGCCGCGGGCUCUCCGAGCCGCCCCGCCGCGGGCAGGUGCGGGGCGAGCGGCGCGGCGCCGGCCCGAGCCCGCUGGCGUCUGCUCGGACAGGUUCUGAGGAAAAAGCACUUGAAAGAUGUGCAUCUCCAACAAGUAUCUGUAAGAAGGUUUGCAUCGUUCAAUCUCUUUUCAAUAGAAGACCAGAAUACAGAAGAGGAAACUGGGACCUGGGUUCAGUAUAGAAGCAUCUUUUAUCCCAAGUACAGUGUCUCCUUAAGGUUUCACAAUGGCCUCUUAAAUGUUAAAGAUGUUCUUACAAGUUUUGACAACACGGGGAAUGUCUGUCUCUGGCCAUCUGAAGAAGUGCUGGCUUACUACUGCCUAAAGCAUAAUGAAAUAUUCAGGGACCUUGCUGUGUGUGAGCUAGGGGGUGGCAUGACAUGCUUGGCUGGGCUCAUGGUUGCUAUUUCUGCAGAUGUCAAAGAAGUUCUGUUAACUGAUGGAAAUGAAAAGGCCAUCAAAAAUGUAAAUGAGAUCAUCGCAAGAAACAAAAAUGUCGGCAUAUUUAAGGCUCAGAAAGUGUCAAGCUGCAUUUUACGAUGGGAUAAUGAGACAGAUGUCUCUCAACUGGAAGGACAUUUUGACAUUGUUAUGUGUGCUGACUGCCUGUUUCUGGACCAGUACAGAGCUAGCCUUGUUGAUGCAAUAAAGAGAUUACUCCAACCCAGUGGAAAAGCAAUGGUAUUUGCUCCACUCCGAGGGAAUACUUUAAACCAGUUUUGCAAUCUAGCUGAAAAAGCUGGUUUCUCUAUCCAAAGACAUGAAAAUUAUGAUGAACACAUUUCGAACUUCCACUCCAAGUUGAAAAAUGAAGAAAAAGAUACAUAUGAGGAAAACCUCCAUUACCCUUUUCUUCUCAUUUUAACCAAACAGAGAUAG